AGUUUCACUUUCGUUAGCUUGGAAACGGUGUGUGCAAGCGCCUUCAAUAACUGCGAGAGUUCGGGGCUGUAAAGAUGUCGUACAGUAGAUACGCAUGGAUUGAAACGCCAUAUCGUGUUAACUCCAGAUCUGCAAUCGAGGAACGGCGUUCCCGAGGCACCGACCGGAGUCAGAGGAGGAUCAGCGGCUCCUGGGCCCUAAACUACCCCCAAAGCAUUUCCCGCAACUACCUGGACCGGGAUUACACCUCGCAACAUUUGUUCCAUGGAAGCUACAUGGGCGCACAGUCGAUAUACACCCCUCAGAGAACUCGCUUGAAUCAUGUCCAGGCUCAUGAAGAAGCUGAUCAACGACCACUGUACCUGAUGGGCAACACAACUGACCAGUGCAAUCGAUGCUCAGCCUGUUUAGUGAAGACUACUGAUCCAGUCGUCAGAACAAACACAAGUUCAGCAAAUGCAACAAUCCAAGACUUCGGUGAAAGAAAAUUAAACAGCGAUUCAAUGGAUAUUUCUACCAGAAAUGAAAUCCAAAGGCAUUCAACAACAGGCUUCAGCAACCGUGAAAAGAACACCUUGGAUGUCGAGCAUGAAGAAAGGAGAUCUACACGAUACAGUGGUGAUAGAAUGUUUGUGGGGCUCAUCAACACGGGCAACAGCUGCUGUGUGAAUGUCCUUCUGCAGACUUUGUUUAUGACUCCUGAAUAUAGAAACUUGAUUUUGAGGUGUCGACAAGAAAACAUUCUGAAAAAUGAACCUAACCAUGCCCCAUAUCAGCUUGAUAAAAUGUUCCAGCACCUGCAAGACACUAAGCAAAGUAUUACAUCAUCUUUCGACUUUACACGGUGCUUAAGGUUAAACCAUAUAAACAUCAGGAUUCAAAUGGAUGUUGAAGAACUAUUUCGUUCCACCUUUUGUCUAGUACAAGAUCAACUGAAGGGGACAGACCUUAUUGCAGAAUUUAAUAAACUUUACACGGUCACUACUGAGGAAUGUAUAAAGUGUUCUCAAUGUCAACAAGAAACUGAGCAGACUGGAAGCAUGCUGACUAUUCCCCUUUCUCUAUAUGAUGCAAUGACUUCAGAGCUUCAUGAGAAUGUAGAGAAUUCUCUUGCCUCCUUCUUCAAACCCCAAACAUUAGAUGAUUGUAAUACAUGCUAUUGUAAUAAAUGCAAAGAAAGGACAAUCACAAUCAAGAGCUACAGAAAGAUGUCUUAUCCACAAAUACUGUGUUUACAUCUGAAACGAUUCAACUUUUCCACAGGGAGAACAAUGAAAGUUUAUGAUCUUAUGAAAUUUCAUGAGACCUUGAAUGUUACGGAGGAGUCUCAUAGCCAAAUGAGCAAGCUUCAGUACCAUCUCUUGUCUGUGAUUGUACAUAUAGGCAGUGCAUCAUUUGGUCAUUAUUAUGCUUAUAUAAGGAAAUUCCCAGAAAUGGACUGGUAUUGCUUCAGGGAUGAAAUUGUCAGUAAGGCCACAUGGGAAGAUGUAAAAAGUACGUUUGGAUCUUCACAAAUUAAUUCAGAACGUUCAGGACAAAGUGGAUUUCAAAGGGGUGGAACAGCUUAUCUUCUAUUUUACCGUAGAAUGGAGUGAUUACUUUAGAUCAUGCUGAUUUGAUUGCAGCUACAGUACGGCAGACCUGAAGGAAUAUAGCUAUCAAGAAGAUAUUGCAGAAUUUCAUAUCUCAUUACUUGUUGACUGUCUUUCCUAUAUUUGUUUAAAAAUUUAAAUGAAAUGCUUUAUAAUUUUAAAUUGGGCAUCAGCGGGUUGUCUGCAGUGCAGAAUCUUCAAUGGCUCUGAUUUUUAGUGAAAUGGCAUCCUAUGCUCUUAGGCCAGUUAAUUUAAAUCUAUUAUAAGUUAAAAUUGAUCUAAAAUAAAUAUCUGCAGAGCGGAGUUUUCUAAUUGGAUUCUCCAGGCCUGUUCUGAAUUUGUUGGAAACAUUAGAAGCUACAGGAAAAAAAGAAAUAUCUGAUUUGUCAGACUUCCAACAUUACAAUUACUAAAUUCUAAUUUUGCAAGCAUUCUGGUCUGCUGUUAUAGCCAAAUUACACGACUGCAGCCUGUGCAAUAAGACUGUCUAGCUUGGGAACAAUUUUAGUCACCAUAGCCUGACAAGGUCCACUUCUGUCAACCAGACUAACAGUCCCAGGUGUAGGCUUGUCAACAGUUCCCAGAAACACACAAGCCUAUACCAACUACUUAAAAAGAGUAAACUCUGAUGGUAUUGGACACAGUCUGUCUGUCUGAAUCUAACAGGCAAUCUACAAGCAAUUUCUGACAGGCUAGAAAUCCAAAUGCUGUUGGCAACGCCCAGGGAACGGUUACCUGUUUUAGGACCAGGGAUAGUACCAAAUCAGUCCAACUGCAGUUGUGUUUGAAGGUGUAUAGUACUAGUGGGCAUGGGUCUGUCACUGUAUAAUACUGGGGUUACAGUAUUGGUUGGAAUAGGUGGGUCACAAUUUAAUAUUGUGGACCAAUGCCACUGAUCAGUUUGUCACUGUAUUAUGGCUAUAAGAGUGGUAGGUUUAGAUCUGUCACUGCUGAACAACAUGGAUCUUACACUGUAUGAUGGAUAUGAUACAGGAAAAUGUAGGAUUUUUCCUUAACACUACGCUUCUGGGGUGGGGAUACACAGGUAAUACUGUAACACUUGGUUACAGUACAGGUAAACACAGGUCUGGCACCCGAGGGCAAUGUCGCUACAGCAUUCAGGAGUCUUUGAUUUGAAACUCAAGUGGUCAGAAAGGGUGGUAAAACCUGAUUCAGUUCCAGAUUUCAGAACGGAUUCAUAAAAGCAGCUGGGAGAGAUUAACGGGCAAUAGGAACAGCUGCAAAGAGAAUGAGUGGCAGUGGAUGUUGAGGUGGUGGAGAGGAAUGCUGAAGAGUAGGGCAAUCAAAAGGAAUAAGGAAGGGAUUGAGUAAAGAGGGGGGCAACUGGGACAGUGAUAGAAAGGUAGAGGGUACUGAAGCAGGAGGAGGAUCAGGGUGGGUGCUACAAGCACAUGCACAUGUUUCACGCUGAUUCUGGGUGCAGAACUAGAUUUCCAGUCACUUCCCAGCUGGAGACAGGACUGACCCUGCUGCAGCUCUGUGUGAAUUCUCAUCACACAACAUUUUCAGAUCUUUUUAUCCAAAGCUGCUCGCAUUAAUUACCGUCUCAAACAAAGAAAAAGACAUUACACUGUGGGCAGUGAUAUGGUACUUGUUUAUUAUAUUCUACCAUAAUAAUAUUCAUAUGUCAGCACAUGAUUAAUAAACAGGCUUUUGGGUGAUGACUGUUGGUUGGAUUUCAUGUUGAGCCUGAACCUCAAUACUAAAACCAAAAUUUUUGUUUCAGUUAUAUUUUGAGAAAGAUUGAAGAACUAUAUUAAAGGACUGAAUUGAUUUUGUAUUUUUAUAGACUCCUAAUUUCAAGAGACUUGAUAUUAG
This is a messenger RNA of Mobula hypostoma (lesser devil ray), 3431 nucleotides long. Its product is annotated as ubl carboxyl-terminal hydrolase 18-like. Gene Ontology annotation, biological process: protein deubiquitination. Bases 75 to 1595 code for a protein of 506 amino acids. Lineage: Eukaryota; Metazoa; Chordata; Chondrichthyes; Myliobatiformes; Myliobatidae. The transcript is spliced from 13 exons. Gene Ontology annotation, molecular function: cysteine-type deubiquitinase activity. The record is from RefSeq and is a predicted model, not a curated record. Gene Ontology annotation, cellular component: nucleus; cytosol.